ACACCUAAUCAUCUGAUGGCAAAUCUGUCUCAGUAAUAAUAACAACAACAGUAACUGCAUCACUAAUCUGUGCAACUCAAACAGUCAGAGGAGAAAUCAGACCCGUUCAAUGGAGGGUUUCGGACUGGUCCACUGACAGCAGUGUGWCCCCAGCUUCUGCGGCCCCUCCUGCCUCAGCAGCAUCCUGAAAGGAGUCCAGAUGCUGCGGGAGACCUCGAAGGCYUGGAGCAACGGCUCUGAGGCCUACAGCAGCGACCCUGAGGAGGAGGAUGAUGAGGAAGAGGACAUGGUGUUUGGGGAGAGRGAUCAGGACGGCGUGGUGGAGGAGAUGAUGGACCUGAGUGACCUUCCCACAGCGUUGUUUGCCUGCAGCGUGCAUGAUGCUGCAUUCGAACAGGACACACACAGGAUUUUUCCUGACUGAGUGACUGACUUCUGUCUGCUGCAGGAAUGUCGCGCUCACUCGCACAUAUCUUUCUCAUGUUUUCCGUCUGCUCGGCGUGGACAAUGACCUGACACACACAGACAUAAAUAGCCCCGACUGCUUAGAGCCUCAAUAUUAAUGGCUUAUGGAGACUUAGCUGUCUCGACUGGUCGAGCAGUUAUUAUUAUUAUGAAAUGAAAGAGAUGAUCUGAGUGAUGGAGAGAAGACAUGGUUCGUUAUGCAACAGCAUAAAGCCUGUGGGAGGGUUUAUUUUUUUUUUUUGCACUGAUUGGUCCUCAGCUGCAGUGGAAAUUUAGAUGAAGAUAAUGAUGAUGAGGAAAGAGCUGAAGUAUUUUCUUCACUGAGAGUUUGAGAACGUUAAAUCUUUAGCAAGAAGUGCUCAUCUUGCACCCAAGUUUCUUCUAUUUAUCUGCCUGCCCUUAAAGCUCAACCCUUAAACAGAGCUGGCGUCACACUUUAAUUACAGCAUAUUUUAUCAUCAUUUAUUUUGUGAUUAUUUUUCUUUUUUGGUGCAGGUACUCAAGUGAUGGUCACAAGAACAGCAUACACAGUCUUUUUAUGCAUGUUAAUCAAAUGGAUUUAGAAUUUUACUCUUGUUUUAUUAAACAAACAAGUUGAGUGAUGCUGAARGUAUCAAACUCCCCAUAAAUAACCCUAAAUGUGAGUUUUUUUUAUAUAAUUCAUUAAUAUUCACAUUUUAACUUGUCUGUUUUUGUUAGGAAAACAGACAAGAGUAUUUGGAACGGUAAGAAAGUUAAAACAUGUUAAAUAAGUUGUAUGCAACAUGCCAAACCUGUCAUUUUUUUUAAUUAUAUGUCCUUAAGUGUGGAAAUUCGAUCAAAGUAUGUCUCUGUCCAAAGAUAUGUUAAAAAUGCCUCCAUAAUUAAAACUGAACUAGCUUUUGAAACUGCAGAAGUAACUCAUAAAUAAAAAUGUAUUAACAGUUUUUUCUUCAGACUGGUGAUAAAAGAGGACUUUUUUUAAAUCUCCUGCAGCAGCACAGUUUAUUCUCUUUAACCUGACAUAUGAUUUGUUUUUAUUAGCUCUGUCCUGUCCAAAGUUACAUGAUGUCUACAWACAAAGCCCUAUUUUUCUUUUUACAACAGAUAGAAUGACCUAUUGUAAACCUUAAACUGUGCCCUAUUGCAUGAGGCAGUGCACAAUUUAUUUUACACUCAUAGUUGGACUAGUUGUAAAAGUCUUGAUGUGAUUUCAAUGUUUUUUUUUUAGAAAAUAAAGGAUCAGUUUUAUUGAUUGAUUGUACAUAUUUGAAAUUAGUUGRUGCAUCAAAUAAAAGAAAGUGAUUUUAAAUGAAAA
Austrofundulus limnaeus is the source of this 1762-nucleotide messenger RNA. RefSeq names its product calcipressin-3. The record is from RefSeq and is a predicted model, not a curated record. The transcript has 3 exons. The coding region runs from base 200 to 424 and encodes 74 amino acids. Lineage: Eukaryota; Metazoa; Chordata; Actinopteri; Cyprinodontiformes; Rivulidae.